AUGGGGGAAGGUGCAGGGCGUCCUGAGAAGCGGAGGCGAACCCUUCCGAAUGUUAGUCUUCCGAUUUCGUCACAGGCUCAAAGCGGAUCUAACGGAUACCUGGCUUGCUUUGACGAGACCAAACCUAUCGCUGUAGUUGUUUCGCCCCUGAAGAGACGCCAAGGAGCGAUAUUGACGCGUAACUUAAGAGGCGCAGGGGCAUGUGUGAUUGAGGACUUGAGCAAGUUGAAGGAGGACGCUGGAGGUGCAGAAGUAGCUAGCGUCGUCGUGGUGACAGAUAACAAGUUGCGUGCAGAGCAACAAAUAGGCACUCUCCGAAGUCCGCGAUAUGUCUCGACCAAAUGGGCUUCAGCAGUUCUUUCGAUGCGAUCACCGCUUCCGCUUGAUCCCUACCUCCUCAGAGAUCGCCCUGCCUCGGUGUCAGAUAAGAUCAACUCGGGCACGACCCAAGAUGCGAAGGGACACAAGAGCACAGGCUUUCUCCCCGUGUGGUGCAGUCUUGGGAGGCCUGACUACAGCGAUAUCGCUCAAAAGCAGGCCCUUCUACGAAACUUACCUGUACAUCUUUGCCAACGGAGCACAGUGACGCAGAGCAUCUAUCCAUCGCCAAACCGGGACAUCUGCAAGAUGUUGGAGAAGAUUGCAAAAAAGCGUGUUCUAGAACAAGCUGGCGGGUCAACCCUUGCAGCUGAUACCCGUGCUCACGCUUAUCAACUAGCUAGCUCAGCCUUAAAGUGUGUGCCCUUUGCAUUGAAAACGCCGCAAGACGUCGACAGUUUGCAUGCGCUCGGUCUUCGUGUCCUUGGUGCUGUGCGCGAAUAUCUACAUACGGGCGAUAUGCAUGAGGCGUCAAUGCUGGAGACGGACGUGCGGCUGCGGACGCUCAGCGAGUUUCGGGAAUUCUACGGAGUAGGGGCAGCAUCAGCCCGAGAGUUGUACGACGUGAGAGGUGUAACGAGCGUAGAACAGUUGCGAGAAAAAGUGAAAUCGUACCCAAACGAGUUUCCGGAGACGCUGGUCAAGCAUUUACAUCAUUUCGACAGACUCAAGCGUUUGAACUUCAAGCAAGCCGAGACAUUCAACCAGAAAGUGAAAGCAUGUCUCAACGAAGGCGGGAAGAACAACCUGCAUCUCCGAGUGACACUCUGCGGGGGUUUCCGGCGGGCCGAGCUGUCCGGGCACGACGUGGACCUGUUGUACUGUCGUCGGCAAGAGCGCGCGGACAACCACGACUCGGUGCUAGCCUCGGUCGCGCGGCGGCUCUCCCAGUGCGGAUUGCUAGUGUCCGUACUGUCACUGACCGCGAACGAAGAAGGGUGGCACGAGCGGCGGUACCACACGAGCCGCGUGCGAGGCGUGUACCGGUACGCGCACGACAUUCUGCACGGGCUGGCCGUGUUCGAAGGGUGUGUGUUCCGAGUGGAUGUGGUAGGGGUGCGGGACGCUGCGGAGUUCCCCUUUGCCACGCUGGCGUGGUCCGGGUCGACAGUGUUCCAGCGGGAUCUGCGGCUGUACUGCGAGAAGAAGGGGUGGAUCUUUAACCAGCACGGGAUUUUCGAACGCGACGGCGGGCACAGGGUCAAGCUCACGCCCGGGCCGAAGAGUGAGAUGGACGUGUUUGAAGCCAUGGGCCUGACGUAUCGCCCCCCGUUCGAGCGCAGCUGUUAA
This is a messenger RNA of Chondrus crispus (carragheen), 1668 nucleotides long. RefSeq lists its product as hypothetical. The record is from RefSeq and is a predicted model, not a curated record. Gene Ontology annotation, molecular function: DNA binding; DNA-directed DNA polymerase activity. The coding region runs from base 1 to 1668 and encodes 555 amino acids. Gene Ontology annotation, cellular component: nucleus. Gene Ontology annotation, biological process: double-strand break repair via nonhomologous end joining. NCBI's taxonomy places the organism in Eukaryota, Rhodophyta, Florideophyceae, Gigartinales, Gigartinaceae. The transcript has a single exon.